Diospyros lotus (date-plum) is the source of this 861-nucleotide messenger RNA. Its product is annotated as protein MIZU-KUSSEI 1. The coding region runs from base 1 to 681 and encodes 226 amino acids. The record is from RefSeq and is a predicted model, not a curated record. Lineage: Eukaryota; Viridiplantae; Streptophyta; Magnoliopsida; Ericales; Ebenaceae. The transcript has a single exon. Gene Ontology annotation, biological process: hydrotropism.
AUGCCGGCAACAAAGCCUGAACCACCUGCAGAUGAUCAGCCGCCGCCAACCCACAAGAAAAACAGGCCAACGGCCAGGCUUCUGCGGCGGUUCCGCUCAGUUUUCCGGUCGUUCCCGGUCAUCAACCCGCCGUGCAGAAUGGUGGCCAUCGGAAACCACCACCACCCCCACGACAGCCUCAUCCACGGCGGCGGAACCAAGAUGACUGGAACUCUAUUCGGGUCCAGGAAGUCCAGAGUAAACCUAGUGAUCCAAGAGAAGCCCCGAAGCCUCCCCAUUCUGAUUCUCGAGCUCUCCAUUCAAACCGGGAAGCUUCUGCAGGACAUGGGAAUGGGACUCGUCAGAAUAGCUCUGGAGUGCGAAAAGGAGGCUGCGGCGUCGUCGAAGGCGAAGCCGUUGAAGCUGAUGGAAGAGCCCAUUUGGAGCAUGUACUGCAACGGCCGGAAAACUGGGUACGCCGUGAGGAGGGAGCCAACGGACGACGACAUGGGCGUGAUGCAGCUGCUGAACGCGGUGUCGAUGGGGGCCGGGGUGCUGCCGGCUGCUGCCGGCGGCGAGCUCACGUACAUGCGCGCCUACUUUGAGCGCGUGGUUGGAUCGAAGGACUCGGAGACAUAUUACAUGAUGAAUCCGGAGGGCAACUCCGGUCCGGAGCUUAGCAUCUUCUUCGUUAGGAUCUGAAAUGGCUGACUUGCAAAUUGAAACGCGGAAUUUUUAUUUUUAUAUAGAUCGUACUACAGAGAACGGAUUAUCUGUAAAAAUUCUGUAAAGACGUGAUUUUCUUUAUGCUUGUUAAUUAUGCAUUGUUUUAUAGCUAGCUAGUAGAAUAUAUAUAUAUAUAUAUAUAUAUGGUGGGAUUGG